This is a messenger RNA of Peromyscus leucopus (white-footed mouse), 1740 nucleotides long. RefSeq names its product GIPC PDZ domain containing family member 1 (gene Gipc1). Bases 134 to 1135 code for a protein of 333 amino acids. Lineage: Eukaryota; Metazoa; Chordata; Mammalia; Rodentia; Cricetidae. The record is from RefSeq and is a predicted model, not a curated record. Gene Ontology annotation, molecular function: protein binding. The transcript has 7 exons.
GCUCGGGACGCCGGCCCCGCCCAGGUACCGGAGGCCGAGGGAGAAGCCGGGCGGAGUUUCCAGAGGACCGAACCGGGCGCGCGGGGUGGCGGCGGCGCAGGUCUCCUGGCCGAGUCCCCACUUCCGGCUGCUCAUGCCACUGGGACUGGGGCGGCGGAAAAAGGCACCACCUCUGGUGGAAAAUGAAGAGGCGGAGCCAGGCCGGAGCGGACUGGGAGUCGGGGAACCCGGGCCCCUGGGUGGAAGUGGAGCAGGGGAAUCCCAGAUGGGCUUGCCCCCACCUCCUGCUGCCCUCCGCCCUCGCCUUGUAUUCCACACCCAGCUGGCCCACGGUAGCCCCACGGGCCGCAUCGAGGGCUUCACCAAUGUCAAGGAGCUGUAUGGCAAGAUCGCUGAGGCCUUCCGACUACCAGCUGCUGAGGUGAUGUUCUGCACCCUCAACACCCAUAAAGUGGAUAUGGACAAGCUCCUAGGGGGCCAGAUCGGACUGGAGGACUUCAUCUUUGCCCACGUCAAGGGGCAGCGCAAAGAGGUGGAAGUGUUCAAGUCUGAGGAGGCGCUGGGGCUCACCAUCACCGACAAUGGGGCCGGCUAUGCCUUCAUUAAGCGCAUCAAGGAAGGCAGUGUGAUAGACCACAUCCAGCUCAUCAGUGUGGGUGACAUGAUUGAAGCCAUCAACGGGCAGAGCCUGCUGGGCUGUCGGCACUAUGAAGUUGCCAGGCUCCUCAAGGAGCUGCCCCGAGGCCGCACCUUCACCCUCAAACUCACAGAGCCUCGGAAAGCCUUUGAUAUGAUCAGCCAGCGUUCAGCGGGUGGCCACCUUGGCUCGGGCCCACAACUGGGCACUGGCCGAGGGACCCUCAGGCUGCGAUCCCGGGGCCCUGCCACAGUGGAGGAUCUGCCAUCGGCCUUUGAGGAAAAGGCCAUUGAGAAAGUGGAUGACUUGCUAGAGAGCUACAUGGGGAUCAGAGACACAGAACUCGCUGCCACCAUGGUGGAGCUGGGAAAAGACAAGAGGAACCCAGAUGAACUGGCAGAGGCUCUGGAUGAACGACUUGGUGACUUUGCAUUCCCAGACGAAUUCGUUUUUGAUGUCUGGGGAGCCAUCGGGGAUGCCAAGGUUGGCCGCUACUAAGACUGGAAAUGACCCGGACCUUGAGAUAACGUGGGCGUGGCCUGGCUGGGGUCUCCAGAAGGGGUGCCACAGCCACGACCUGAGCAUCCAGCUUAGGCACGUAACGCAGCACCCUGGGGAUGGCAUGGGGUAUAAGUGGCCCUGACCCACUCUGUCACCACGGUGCCCAGCCUGGUGAGGGUCCCCGGCCAACCCCUGCCGGGUCCCCACCUACCUCAGUAGAGUAAGCGCAUGGGGAGGGACCAGCACUGGGCAGCCACCUCUGUCCCUGACACUUUCCACCGUCGGCUGGCAAACUGCCCCUCUGUCUCCCUGGACCUCAGUUCUGUUUGGGGUCAUGACUUCCCUACUUUACUUUUUUGCUUUGUUUUUUUCAAGACAAAAUCUCACUACGUAGCCCUGGCUGUCCUGGAACUCACUAUGUAGAUCAGGCUAACCUCCAGCUCACAGAGAUCUGCCUGCAUCUAUAUUACCAGUGCUGGGAUUAAAGGUGUGCACCACCACGCCUAACUCUCCCUACUUUCUUGACACCAGAAAUGUAGAAAGGGGGCACAGCCCCCCUAGUAAAGGCAAUAAAACCGUCCCUUUUGGCAUCUCCCACCUGA